Molecule: messenger RNA, 1141 nt
Organism: Melopsittacus undulatus (budgerigar)
Lineage: Eukaryota; Metazoa; Chordata; Aves; Psittaciformes; Psittaculidae
Gene: PROCR
Product: protein C receptor
Exons: 4
Coding region: 35-706 (223 amino acids)
Biological process (GO): negative regulation of coagulation
Molecular function (GO): signaling receptor activity
Source: RefSeq, a predicted model, not a curated record
CCGUGGGGCCACCAUUCCAGUCCUCAUCCCCACGAUGCUCCGGUUGCUGCUGCUCUGCGGGGCCCUGGGCUGUGGGGCAGACCAGGCGGCCCCGCUCACCUUCACCAUGCUACAGCAGACCCGCGUCUCCAAAGGCAUCUCUGAAUUUUGGGGGAACGCCAGCCUGGAUGGGCAGCUCAGCCAUCUCCUGGAAGGGCUCAAUGUGACCCAGGUGCUGCCGCUGGAGCCCCCAGAUGCCUGGGCCAGGCGCCAGCAGGAUGUGACCACCUACCUGGACUAUUUCAGCCAGCUGGUGAAGCUCUUCAGCAAAGAGAGGCCUAUCAACUACACCCAGAGCCUGUGCUGCCACCUUGGCUGCCGCCUCUUCCCCAACGGCACAGCCCAAAGCUUCUACGAGGUGACGCUCAACGGGACGGCUUUCCUGAGCUUCCAUGUUCCCAGCGCCACUUGGGAGCGGCGCUGGCCCGGCAGGGAUGCGGUGGCCACCUUUGCCGAGAGGGAGCUGAUGAAGUACCCCAAAACCACGCGGGACCUCCAGCAUUUCCUCAACACCACCUGUGUGGGCCUCUUACAGGCUCAGAGCGCUGGGACAGGUAAACAGAGCAGCCGGUCACAUGCCUCGCUGGUGCUGGGCCUGAUCCUGGGGACCUUCUCCUUGCUAGGCAUGGCCGUAGGGAUCUUCCUGUGCACAGGAGGGAGCUGCUAGCGGAGCCAGUGGUCCCACGUCGCCCUGUGGAGGCAGGGAAUGGACCCAUCAGGGACCAAGCCUGUGCCCCAAGAGGGAAUGUAUCUCUCUAGCACCGUAGGCUUUGCUCUCAAAGGACACAGGUUGGUUCCCUGCCCAGUCCCAAAUGGGUUGAGCCCCCCAGGCAGCAGCACCUCGCCCUGGGGACAGUCACCACACCAGGCUGAUAUGAUGCACUGAGUCUUAACACUGAAAUACACUUGGCAUGGAUGGGAAGAGAGAAGGAAGCAGGACUGGGGGCUGAAAUUAGCAGCAGAAACAACCAAGGAAGGGUUUAAAAGGAUGGCAUCAUACCCUCAUUUAUCCUCGUUUAAUGGGGAUAAAUGCAUGGGAGGGCAGAUGUCAGACCCAGUGGCACUGCUUGGAGAUGUGAAUAAAAUCACUCAUCAGCUCUCA